Molecule: messenger RNA, 1471 nt
Organism: Salvia miltiorrhiza (redroot sage)
Lineage: Eukaryota; Viridiplantae; Streptophyta; Magnoliopsida; Lamiales; Lamiaceae
Product: rhomboid-like protein 19
Exons: 5
Coding region: 935-1270 (111 amino acids)
Biological process (GO): retrograde vesicle-mediated transport, Golgi to endoplasmic reticulum
Cellular component (GO): membrane; Golgi apparatus
Source: RefSeq, a predicted model, not a curated record
UAAACUCUCGCUCACUCUCGCACGCAGCACGCUAAUCAGAACCGCCGCACCGUCCAGUCGCUCACUCUCUUGCGUUACGGCUGCCGGUCACCGUCUCUCACGGCGUGGCUACCAGUCAAUGUUGCUCACAGCGCGGCGGCUCUUCCUCUGUUUUAAUCACCAUUUCUCUCUCAAGCCGGUUACUCUCUUCCAUGCCCUAACUUCCCUGCCCAUUCUCUCGGCGCCACCAUUGAAGCUCGCCUCCGCCAAACCCUUGCGCGGAAAUCGUUGCGAUAGAGAUUCGCCCAGCUUUGUGCCGCUGCCAUGUCUCCGCCUGCAUCGUUUCUAUUGAUGUCGCCGCCACCACCAUGCCCGGCCGUCUCCGUUGUCGCUCUUAUAAGGUCAGUUCCUUGGCUUUUUAACAUAAAUUUGACUGAUCAUACAAGUAGAAUCCAAACCCUGACUUUUCAGCCAUAAGAAUACCUUUAUUCUUCCAUGCAAUUAAGCUAACAGAUUUUCUUAUUUUGUGUUGGCAGCCUAAGAAUUAUUUGUUACACAGUUGCAGUUCGAAGUAGUUCACUUGGAAAAUUGUUGCUUUCAUUAAACCAAUAAGAUUAUUAAUUAACAAAACAGGAAUAAGAUAAUUUUGUUAAAGCUUAUGGAUGUCGCAAGGAUGCUUGGGCAAAAUCUUUAAUGGAACUUGCAGGGCAGCAGUGAUUAGGAUGAUCUUGUUCUUGACAACAUGCUUGGUGAUGAUGAUUAUAACAGUGACAAUUUGUUCGUCGAUGAUUCUGAGUUGGUGGAUACUGCUCUUUUAUGAAGUUGUCUUAUUUUUUAUGCAACUUUAUUUGAUUUCUUUCAAUAUAUUAAUGCUCAUGAGAUUAGCUUAUUCCUGCUUGAUUCAUGGUUCUAUGGUAAAUUAGUUAUCUUUUUUUGGUGGGCUUAAGUAGGGGGAAUGAAUAUGAGCGCAUUAUUCACAAAGUUGUGCAAGGGGCUGGCAGUGGUAUUAAUAGGCGGCCACUUUGCUGUGCAGAUUUCCUCCGCUGUUUCUUAUCUAGUUCUCAUCCCUGCCAAGACAAUUCCUUUUGCUUGGAAUCUCAUUACAGCUGAAUAUGUUGAACAAUCUACGGGAUUAAUGUUAAUGGAAAGUGCUCAAUUGGAGAGAUAUAUAAACUGCGGUCAGAGUUGGCAUAUGAUGAGUAUUAAGGAUAUGGUGAAGAAAAGAAGACAACAUUGGACAUAUUGGUUCAUGCAUCACAUUUUGAAGGAACGAAGGAGCAACAAGUAUUAACCCAUUUGAAUAUUAAUUAGGAUCGAACUUAUUUGGUAGUAGAUUUACAAAUAUUAACUCGUUUUAGUUAUAUAUAAGUAGUGUUAGGAUUUAACGUAUUUUGUAAUGGAUAUGCUAGAACUGAUUUAGUUGAAUUUUAAGUUGUAAUGAAUAUUGGAAUUUUGUCAUGAUUAUGUUAUAAAAUUUCUCAUGAUUUUCUCA